CUUCGACGUAAAAGUGACUCGUCGGUCGACAUUUUCGGCACAGCAUCAUCAGCGCUGACGUGAAACUACGUGAGCGGAGGCGCAGGCCGUCCACCCAUACUGUAAUUAGUGACGAGUCAGGCUACGUAAAACUUCGGUGACCGACUAUGGAUGCUGCCGUCUCCUCUCAGUUGGACAGCAGUUUGAAUGACUCUGUGACAGAUGGAGAGGAGAACCACAAUGAAGCCAGUCCAUCUCCUGCAGCUCCUCCUCAGGCGCCGGCGGCUGCAGAGUCUCCAGGUGUGACGGUUGUCCAGCUGUCUGAUGGGCGAACAGUGCAGGUCCAAGGGGUCAUCCAGGCCCCUCAGACCUCGGUCAUUCAGUCACCACAGGUUCAGACAGUCCAGAUCGCCACUGUGGCAGAGCUGGAGGAUGACGAGCCAAUCGCAGACAGCCAGAAGAGGCGGGAGAUUCUCUCCAGGCGUCCGUCUUAUCGAAAAAUACUCAACGAGCUUUCAUCGGAUUCGCCGGCAGUUCCUAAAAUCGAAGAAGAGAAGACUGAGGAGGAGGAGGUUUCCGGUGCGGCGUCGGCGUCAGUGCCGACCUCCAUCUACCAGACCAGCUCGGGACAGUAUAUUGCGUUCACUCAGGGGAGAGCCGUCCAGCUGACCAGCCCCGGAGCUGAAGCCAUUCAGGGGGCCCAGACCCCCACCUCGCAGCCUGGAGCCACAAUCCUGCAGUGCGCAGCUCAACCCGGACACUCCCCGCAGCAGUACUACGUUCAGGGAGGACAGGUGCUCAUCCAAGCUGCCACAGGAGACAUACCUGCCUACCAGCUGCGUUCGCCCAACUCGAGCCUGGCCCAGGGCAUCGUGAUGGCUGCGUCCCCGGGCAACAUGCAGAACCCCUCAUCACAGCACGCUGAAGAGAUCACCCGCAAGAGGGAGGUCCGGCUGAUGAAAAACAGGGAGGCAGCCCGGGAGUGCCGCAGGAAAAAGAAAGAGUAUGUCAAAUGUCUGGAAAACCGUGUGGCUGUGUUGGAAAACCAAAACAAGACCCUGAUUGAAGAGCUGAAAGCGCUGAAGGACAUUUACUGCCACAAAGGCGAGUAGCGGCGGCUGUUUGUGGUCACGGGCUGAAGACGGGGCCGUUUACACACUGCUACAGCAAAACAAAAAAAAAGAAAAGACUCUGGAACAAAAACUGCUGCGAACGUCUUUGUUUCUCUGCUCACUCAGGCCUGGUUUACGCUGAAUUCACAAGUGUCCCGGGGAAUCCGAACAGCUUGAGCUUGCCAGUUUCGCUCUUGUUCUUAUCUUGUGCUCUUUGCAUGUGAAGACUCAAAAAGUGUCGCGCGCACUCCGCUUGCUGUUGCUUUCGUGCACAGGUGACGGCGGCCAAUGCAAGCCAGCUGAAGAAGAGGAACAGGAAGAGGAAAUACAGGUGCUUCCUGAAAAUGCGCCGCUCAAGCACAGAGAUUACGGAAAAAAAAAACCUCGGCGGGUCAGCCGGGUCUUGCUACCAGCAAGCUUCUCUGAGGUCAGGCGAGGUGCACACAAAGCUACGCAGAGCCACCACCAGCUGCAACAAGGCAACUCAACCGCGUUUACCUGAUAGGGUCAUCCGUCAUUUACGCUGCCGUUUUUGGUCGUUUCGUGCAUUCCUUCAUGCGUAAACAAAUUUUAGGGGAAACAUCUUCGAACUUUUCGUCGGUUAAGUGAUUUCCUGGAUUACAUCAACUUGUUUCUUAGUUUGUAUAAAAGUUCUUGAUUUGAUCGAAAAGGUUUUUCAAGAAACACGAGAAGAAUUCAUGAUGAAAAUCUUUUGUUUGGCAGUAGCUUCAAAGUAUAUUUCAAAGCAUUGAAGAGGGGCAUUACCUUAAUCACAGCUUGGUUAGAAAAAGUCCAAAGAGCCUUCACUUUUCGUGGCUAACGUGAGUCGAUUGUAGUAUUUGACCCGACGGAGCACAACUGCUCUUUAGUCAAAGCACAGGAAGUACCAAAGUGUCGCUGUGGAUAUUAUCAGAAUUUGUAUUCUAUUACAUUUAUUCGCAGAGUUUCACUCCACAUGUUUCUACAUUGUACAAAGCAAAUGUAACCGAUCAACUAGUUGUGUUAAAAAUGUAAUUGUUUACUCUGUCCUGAAAAAAAAAACCCUACAUUUUGUAAGCCAGCAUCAAAGACUAACUUGUGCUUUACUGUCAUGCAAGCAAGUCACCUCUGUUUUUCGAAUGAUGGAUCGUAUCCAUUGUGGUAUAAAACUGAACCUGAUUCUGGCUAGAUAUUAAAAUGCUCUGUUUAAAGGGUGAUGCCAAUUUCUUUUCCUCUUUUUUUUAAAUGUCAUGACAUUUUAUUUGAAUGAUAAAAUAUCAUCUUGUGUUCAUGUUUGUGGUGAUUUUGAAAACUGCUUGCUUUUUUUCUGUUUCUAUAGUUAUUGGGUGUGAGUUUAUGUUAUUGUUAGGAGAAGAUGUCAGAAGGAGCGCCUCUUAAUGUAACAGACCACCUCUGACGACUGCCAAAGCUCUUUAAGUAACAGUUAGGUGUUUAACUACUGUUUAGCUCAGCGACGACAUUAUGAUUCAUCCCGCGGCGGUCCUCUUGACCCGUCCUGGUUUUCUCUCCCAGAGGAAAGCUCAGUCUUUAAAAAGGCAGGUGAUAAUAAACUUCAGGUUUCCUUUGAUAUCAACAGAGCUGAACUUCUCUGCGUGUAGUUUGUAGCCGUUUCAGAUGGCUCCAUCUUGUUCCCUUCUCAGUGUACUUCCUUGUACGAAUUGUAAAACCAAAACUAUUUUUGUUUAUCUAAUAAAAUAUUCAAAUGUGAA
Messenger RNA from Chelmon rostratus (copperband butterflyfish), 2800 nucleotides. RefSeq names its product cAMP responsive element modulator a (gene crema). Gene Ontology annotation, cellular component: nucleus; ATF4-CREB1 transcription factor complex. The transcript is spliced from 8 exons. The coding region runs from base 147 to 1091 and encodes 314 amino acids. NCBI's taxonomy places the organism in Eukaryota, Metazoa, Chordata, Actinopteri, Chaetodontiformes, Chaetodontidae. The record is from RefSeq and is a predicted model, not a curated record. Gene Ontology annotation, molecular function: DNA-binding transcription factor activity, RNA polymerase II-specific; protein binding; RNA polymerase II cis-regulatory region sequence-specific DNA binding. Gene Ontology annotation, biological process: regulation of transcription by RNA polymerase II.